Molecule: messenger RNA, 1455 nt
Organism: Hymenoscyphus albidus
Lineage: Eukaryota; Fungi; Ascomycota; Leotiomycetes; Helotiales; Helotiaceae
Source: the annotation of a GenBank genome assembly
AUGUCUCCAAUCAAGCCUAUCGUUGCUACUAAGCCUAAGCCUGCGCAGACCCAAAAACAGGUAAAGAACGCCAUCUCGGCUUCUGAAACUCGCCAGCGCAAAGGAAUAGCACUUCAAGCAUAUGUUGAUUACGCCAAAGAGGCUGAGAAGUUCAUAACCGAAAGCAGCCUCCAAAACGAGGAACUCAGAACUCUAUUUAGUGACUUACUACCUUACGCCAAACUCCUACCUGAUAAUGUCCAGAAUAGAAUGACUCUCAUUCAAAACAAACGUCUCCCAAAGGUUCCAGUCCCAGUCGUCAUCCAGAAAGUUAAGGCUGGUGGAAGGGGUAGACCUCCAACAUAUAUCGCCCGGGGUAAUGAGGUCAACACAGAGUCAGUCAUCGCCAAUGAACAACACGUAAGUCAACCCAAUCCACCAUCCAAACCUGCUGUGUGCCCUCAGACUAACAAUUGUAGAUCGUCAACAAUGUCCCCAAAUCUACUACACCACAUGAACAACAGGCCGUCCAACCUCCAAGUCAAGAUAUUUCACCACCAAACGUAAGUAAACAAACUUUCUCCAACACGCUCAAUCACAUCAGGCUAAUCAGAUACAGACUGUUGCACCUGCCUCCCAAUAUGAUACACUUUUCCAAUCAACCGGAUUCCAAGCGGCCAACACGACAAACGUCCAACAACCAAUUCAAUUUACUACACCAGGACAUCAACAAGUAAGUCAAUACAUCGAGUCCUUCCAACUCAUUGAACCCCCUCCAGCUAACUAGAUGCAGGCCAUUGGCUCCCAAUCCUUCAAACCUUUCCAACAACAAGGAUUCCACAUGGCCAACAACACGCAAACCCAACCUCAAAAUCAAUUUAAUACAUCAGGACCCCAACAGGUAAGUCAACACAACAACCGCUUCUCGCUUACUGGGUUCCACAAGCUAACCGAAUACAGGUCAUUCAAUCUGACUUCCAAGACACUGCCUUUUUCCAACUCAAUGAAUACGACAGUUUCCAAAUGAUGCAUCCAAGCCAUGUAUACAGCGCACCUCCACCUCCACCAAAGGCACAAGCCCCAGUCCAAAUACCAGCACCUCAAAUGGGCCCCCAGGAUUACCAACAGGCUCCUGGCUUCGCUGAAUUAAACAACUUCAACCAGAUGCAUCCAAGCAAUGCAUAUACAGCACCUCCACCUCCACCACCACAAGCACAGGCACAAGCACAAGUACCAGCACCUCAAAUGGAGAUCCAGGACUCCCAACAGGCUCCCGCCCUUACUGGAUCAAACGACCUCGGCUUCGGCCUUGACAACUUCGGCCUCGACUUUCCCAUCCCUGGAGAUAUCGAUUAUUUCAGCAAUAUUGCCGAGGACAUGGGGCUGUACGUAAAUCUCCCACCAAUGGAAGACUGCAGUCAGGUUGAGUGGGACCAGGAUGCUCAGAUGGAGCUGGACCGUAUUCUCUCGAUGUAA